Patella vulgata (common limpet) is the source of this 1495-nucleotide messenger RNA. RefSeq names its product protein ABHD13. Gene Ontology annotation, cellular component: membrane. The record is from RefSeq and is a predicted model, not a curated record. NCBI's taxonomy places the organism in Eukaryota, Metazoa, Mollusca, Gastropoda, Patellidae. Gene Ontology annotation, molecular function: palmitoyl-(protein) hydrolase activity. The transcript is spliced from 7 exons. Bases 128 to 1228 code for a protein of 366 amino acids.
GUUGACAACGGAAUGAGAAACUGAAGAUUUUAUUGAAAAUUCGUGAAAUAUCGCUCAAAUAUAACAUACGUCUACUCGCGAUCGUAUUUGAUUUACGCUUUCAACUAUAAGACAUGUUUGUAGUGAAAUGAUUAACCAAGCUGUUACGAACGAUAGUGAAAAAAUCGAAGAAAUGCCUGGGGCAAAGCGCGACUAUGUUGGGUCGGGUUUUUCUACGAUUCAGAUUGUUUCACGAAUUGUUUUAGCUGUCAUGCUAGAGUUUUGGAAAAUAUGCACAAGUGCUCUUCUAAUGGUUUUGUUAAUCUUUUGGUUUCAAGGAGGAUUUUUAGCAUCUUUAGUGUUAGUUGUUGCUGUUUUUGGUAUAUUUUAUAACGCACAAGAUUUGUUACUAUAUCAUCCAAACCAGCCUCCCCAAUCCCGUCUUUAUGUAGAACUUCCGUCCAUAGUUAAUCUUCCGUAUGAAAAUCACUUUAUCAAAUCCCAAGAUGGAACUGUUAUAAACAUGGUUUUGAUCCCGCAGAAGAAAGCAGAUUCUCCAACUCUUAUAUUUUUUCAUGGAAAUGCAGGAAAUAUUGGAAACAGAUUAUUAAAUGCGUAUGGUUUAUAUACUGCAUGUGGUUUUAAUAUAUUAAUGGUAGAAUAUAGAGGAUAUGGUAAAAGUCAAGGGUCACCAUCAGAACAUGGUUUUUAUAUCGAUAGUCAAACAGCUAUGGAUUUUUUACUCAAGAGACCAGAAAUAAAUAAAUCGCGUAUCAUUGUGUUCGGGCGAUCUCUAGGUGGGGGAGUGGCUACUCACUUGCUAACUCAACCAUAUUAUUCUAGAUUCAUAUGUGCCUUAAUCUUAGAAAAUACUUUUACAUCCAUACAGAGUAUAGGAGCAGUCAUAUUUAAAAUGGACUUUUUAAAAUAUGUUCCAAGUAUUAUGUUAAAAAAUAAAUUUUGUAGUAAUAAAAGAAUGAGUAAUAUCAGACAACCAACGUUAUUUAUAUCAGGAUUAUCAGAUAAUCUUAUACCACCAAAAAUGAUGCAAGAACUCUUCCAGUUAUCAGCGAGUAGUUUUAAACGAUUUGUACCAAUACAAGGUGGUAACCAUAACGAUACCUGGACCUGUCCUGGUUAUUAUGAAGCUAUAGCAUCUUUUUCAAGGGAGGUUUUAAAUCAAGAGAAAUCCCAGAAUUCAUCAGAAGAUUUACACUUAACCUUGGACACAAGUGUACAUAAUGUUUAACAUUUUGUAGGACAAAUUGAAACCUAUAGCAUUUGGCCGUACAUGUGAAUAUGGACUACACCGGUUCCUCGAAGAAAAUUAGAGAAGAGUGAUCAUUUUUACAUUGAGUUUUGCAGAGCUCAUUUUUGAAAAACACUGGAAUCUACUGCUCAUUGGACUAUCCAACCCGCUGUAAUCACAGAACAACCAUAGCACUUAGUACAUAUGAAAACGGACUACACCGGUUCCUUGAAUAAAAUUAGAGAAAAGUGAUCAUUUUUGAAAAAC